AUGUAUUCACGUUGUAUUAUUGCUCAAGCAGAAAUAAUCUAUGGUGAAAAAAACGAUUCGCUAGUUAAUGAUGAUGACCAAUCAUCAAAAUCGAGUCAAACACACGAGAAAGAAACUCCUCUCAGCUCAGAUGAUAGCAGUAACAUGUUGUAUGUCGAUGAAACAUGCGAUCAACCUUCGUGUCAAAAUGAACAUGAUGCCGAACCAGGUCACACGCAAUCAACAAUAACUAAAUAUGUCAGCAGAUGGGACAAAUCGAAAUGGACAUCAUCACCAAUAACUUCGUCAUCGCCUGAUGAAGAAUUUCACAUGGACGUCAUUAUUUUCGGGCGAGCUUUAUAUCUGAUAAUCUUCAAAGUUUUAUGGUUAGUUGAUGAAGGCAUCAAAGUCGAAUUUCAUGCCGAUGGUUCAGCACCCGAAUACUUUCGUGAUAUGACUGUGAAUCUCGAUUGCGUUUCUCCGAUUGCAACAAAGACAACGAAAGAGCAGCAUAAAAGGAAAAUAAAAGCAGAGAAAUUCCGUAAAGAAUUUGAUCUAACGAAAACUGAAGUAAAACAAUUUAAAAAACACAAUUCCGUAACAAAAACUUCUAGAGCUCUCGCUAAACAUCUCUAUCUGAAUGCUGAUAUCAGAAGCCAAACGACUGUUUUGCGAAUGCCCGAUAGAGAAAAGAAUGCUAUUAUUAAUUUUGCAAAGAUCUUGCAUCCAAGUCAAUGCUCUGUUUCCGAAGAUGUUCUUCGAAAUGCUAUUGGAAACGUGUUUUCUGUGGAAAAACAACAUUUUUUUCAAGGAAUUGUUUGUUCUUGA
Messenger RNA from Adineta ricciae, 807 nucleotides. The record is from the annotation of a GenBank genome assembly. Lineage: Eukaryota; Metazoa; Rotifera; Eurotatoria; Adinetida; Adinetidae.